Molecule: messenger RNA, 496 nt
Organism: Racocetra persica
Lineage: Eukaryota; Fungi; Glomeromycota; Glomeromycetes; Diversisporales; Gigasporaceae
Source: the annotation of a GenBank genome assembly
AACAAAUUCAAAACGGCGAUAUGAAAAAGUGAAGGAAAAAAAAAUUUUCAACUCAAAAGAAAAUUCUAUACUUUCAAGUGAUUUAACGCAAGCAAUAUAUGAUUCUUUAAUUUCAAUACCGGAACUUGAUGAAAAUUUGGAGGGUGAUACUGGAUUUUUUUUUGAGUAUUGUGUUGAUUUUACAGAUCUUCAAGGAAGCGAUUUAUCUGAAUCUUAUAUCGCAAAUAAACUUAUUGAAAAUGUUCAAGCUGGCGAUGGAUAUCAUUAUAUCUAUUAUACCAAAAUUACUCACAAAAAAAUAGUCACAAUUAUUUAUCGAUAUAACUGUCGUAUAGAUACUGUUAAAAGAUUGCGGAAAUAUUUGGAUAAAGAAAAACAACGUGAUACAAUACCAAGACUUAAUAGAUAUGAUUGCAAUGGCAAUAUUUCUAUUAAAGUUGAUAUUGAAUGCAAGCUUGCAGUUAUUAAAAUAAAUCAUCAACUUUUACAUAUGUGA